Molecule: messenger RNA, 1050 nt
Organism: Fusarium keratoplasticum
Lineage: Eukaryota; Fungi; Ascomycota; Sordariomycetes; Hypocreales; Nectriaceae
Exons: 4
Coding region: 1-1050 (349 amino acids)
Source: RefSeq, a predicted model, not a curated record
AUGGCUGUCGAGUCCAUGUUUUCCUACGCCUUCCUAUACCGAUUUCACGGAUCAAACUUGUUUGCGGACAGGGCUGAGCUUGCUGCUUUCAACGCCCUUCCCGCGGCAAUGAGCCCUGAUUGGUGGUCUCAUCAAUAUGUCACCCAGACCAAUCAGCCGUGGUCCCGAAAUUUGACGGCAAACCCGUUCUUCAAUGUUGUUUCAUAUUCCAAUAGCUUCGGGUUGGAGCCGAAUUUUCCUUGCUGUACCGUCAACCAUCCGCAGGGAUAUCCAAAAUAUGUUGCAUCGUCGUUUGUCAAGUAUGGAGAAAAUGGCCUUGUCCAUAUGUUACUCGGUCCAUCGAUAGUAGAGACCAAGGUCAAGAACAGGCCGAUUCAAGUGAAAUGUCGGACUAACUAUCCGUUCUCGGAUCGACUGGACUAUGAAAUCCUGGCUGCCAUCGAUUUUGACUUUUAUGUUCGAAUCCCACAGUGGGUAGACGAAACCACGGCGCUGAGCCAAUUUGCCGGCCAAAAGCCCCAAUCGAUUUCGGCAGAAAAUGGACUUUAUCGCAUGUCGAUUCGGAAAGGCUUCCACAGAUUGUCUAUCUACCUCCCUAUGACGACCACCAUUGCAUACAGGAACAACACCGUUGGUGUAUAUCGUGGGCCUCUGCUCUACGCCGCCGACAUCAAAUACUCCUCUUCAUCCCAUCGACCGCUCAAUUGGACAGAUAGACAGCCCUUGCCAACUUCCGAGGUGGAUGCUCGAAGCCUCGAUUGGGUGCUUGAACCCACAUCCAACUGGCGAUACGCGAUAGACCCCACGACAAUUAAGCUUGGGAGGACCAUUCCUUACGACACCAAGCUGCCAAACCCACUGUUCGAUAGACACAAUUUCUUACCGAGUCUCGAGGUCGACGCUUAUCCUUUGAACUGGCCAGAGACGCUGGGUACUGCCGCGCUACCCCCAGAGCAUGUGGAGGUUAAAAAGUCAGAGGUCACAAAGCUUAAGCUCAUUCCGUUUGGGGCCGCCAAACUUCAUAUAGCUCAAUUCCCCAUUGUGAAAUAG